AUGUUGACACACGGCUUCAUGUACGGAUUCAAUACGGGACUGUUCGCACAGUUGAGGAAGACUAAAGAAAUACAGUUGGAUUUGGAGUUAGAGUCUUGGCUGGCCUCGUCAACCAACUUAUCAUUCAUCGUUGGAACGCUAUUCAGUUCAAUAUUCAUGGAUCGUUUCGGCAGGAGACCUGCAUUCAUAAUUGCAUCGGCCACCAUGAUAAUCGGCUGGUUAAUAUUCAUUGCAGCUAAAUCCUUCACCGCUUUAUUAGUUGCCAAAAUAUUUCAAGGCUUCUCUGCAGGUGUUGAAACGGCUGGAUCUGCUUCUUUACCUAAUAUUGUGGCCGGAGAAAUAUUCCCUUUGGCCAAUAGAAGCGCUUGUGGGGUGGUUUGUAACAUAAUGGCUUCAUUAUACACGUUCAUCAAUAUCAAAAACAUUCCUUAUAUCUUUUCUAAAGUUGGUGUCAGCGGAGUUUUCUUUAUGAACGCCGCCCUGCUUUCAUAUGCCCUCGUCAUCACAAUGUACAUGUUACCGGAAACAAAAGAUAAAACGCUCUUAGAAAUAGAAAUCAUAUUAAGAGGGUGUCCUAUUGCUGAUGAUGAUGAAACAAUGAUUAAUCUGAAAAAACAUAAUGAGACAAAUUUCUGA
Bombyx mori (domestic silkworm) is the source of this 636-nucleotide messenger RNA. RefSeq lists its product as uncharacterized. The coding region runs from base 1 to 636 and encodes 211 amino acids. Gene Ontology annotation, biological process: transmembrane transport. The transcript is spliced from 3 exons. Gene Ontology annotation, molecular function: transmembrane transporter activity. The record is from RefSeq and is a predicted model, not a curated record. Gene Ontology annotation, cellular component: membrane. NCBI's taxonomy places the organism in Eukaryota, Metazoa, Arthropoda, Insecta, Lepidoptera, Bombycidae.